Messenger RNA from Pyrgilauda ruficollis (rufous-necked snowfinch), 3505 nucleotides. RefSeq names its product SWI/SNF related, matrix associated, actin dependent regulator of chromatin, subfamily a like 1 (gene SMARCAL1). The record is from RefSeq and is a predicted model, not a curated record. Gene Ontology annotation, biological process: DNA repair; replication fork processing. Gene Ontology annotation, molecular function: ATP binding; ATP-dependent chromatin remodeler activity. The coding region runs from base 540 to 3443 and encodes 967 amino acids. The transcript has 17 exons. Gene Ontology annotation, cellular component: nuclear replication fork. Lineage: Eukaryota; Metazoa; Chordata; Aves; Passeriformes; Passeridae.
UCUGGGCCGUGCCCGCCGGCGGUGAGCGGGCGGCGGAGCCGCGGGGCGCGCGGGGAAGAAAUCCUGACCUUCGGGUCCACGGGGGUGGCAGGGGGGCCCGAGGGACGGGUCGGGACCGCCGUGGAGUUUGGGACGGGAGCCUGCGCGGCUCCUGGGAGAGGAGGGGGCAGAGGGUGAGCCCCACCGCCCGCAGGAAGCUGAGGAACGGAGGGAGCGGGCAUCCCGCAGGACACGGGCAGCGAGCGCAUGGAGCGAGGCGGGCUGCCGGGAGAAGUGACGGGAGCCAGCUCCUCGCUUCUGUUUGAAGGUCCGGGACCUGCGAAUGCAGGUUUCUCAGGAGGAGCUGGCUCUGUCCUGUGGGGUUCAGCAGGUAUCUGCCACGCUCUGUGAGAUACCCAGGAACCGAAGGUGAACAGGGAAGAUGGGCAUCGUCCCAUCUUUGCUAAAAGACUGGCCUCUUUUCCUCUAAAGAAGCAGUUGCCUCUGUGAUUAAUUCCCAAUGUAGUUUUGGUACAGAUUUGUUGUUGGAAUUGUUGAAGAUGUCAUCAGGCCUUACAGAGGAGCAGAAGAGAAGGAUUGAAGAGAACCGCCGGCUGGCUUUGGCUAGGAGAGCGGAGAGGCUGGCAGCCCAGGGAGCUGGGCACGUGGGCAUCGCUGCACCUCCGCUGGGAGAGCAGAGGCUGGGCAAUCCGGCAAGCUCAAAGGAGGAAAACAAUCAUGUCGGGCUCGCCAGCCAGCACCGACACAAUCCAAACACGCCUGUGGAGCAGAGGAGCUGUCUCCAGAAAGGCUAUAACCCUUACACCGCAAAGCAACAGAUGGCUGGCUCGCACAGAGAGCAGCAAAAGAGUUGUUCAGAGGACUCCGAACAAGCAAGUGGCCUAAAGCAGUUCCCUGCCAUGACCCCGAAUUCUCUGAGUUAUUCCCAUAAACAUUACUUGGAUGCUGGUAGUCAGGAACAUGGACAACACACUUCAGUUAAUCAUGGAACAUUCCAGCAGCCCAAAUGCUACCCAGCUUUCAAAAACCCCACAGGACCACCUCAUCCAAGAUUCACUGAUAACGGGCACCCUGACGGUAGUAAAGAUUUACACACUCAGAGCAAAUCUGCCGUUAAAUACGUCUCACCACCAAGCAGUGCCGCCCUGAGCGAUUCAGAAAUGCUGAUGAGCAUAAACGGACUGACAGAAAGAACAGGGGGAGGUUUUGUCUCUCAGGCCACUGGUGGGAUGCAGAAGCUGACCAGCUCUGCUGGUGUGGGCUCUGCCUUUGAAGCUGCCUCUCAUAAAAAAGCAAUUAAUGUUACAAAAGGAAAAUGCGUGAAAUAUGGGGAAGACCGAUUCCAGGUUGAAAUAGGGUACAAUGCUGAACUUAUUGCUGUGUUUAAGAAGGUACCAAGCAAAGCCUAUGAUCCUGCUAUGAAGAAAUGGAAUUUCAGCAUGGGCGAUUACAGCAGUGUCUUGGAAGCAGCAAAUCAACUUUCAUCAGUAAUUCUGGCACCACUGGAAGGAGAAAAUCUGGUUGGCUUGGCAUCAGGCUCUCAUUUUGUUGGCAGUAGGGUUGAUGUGCAGUCCCUCUUGAAGAUGUGUAGGAACUGGAAGAAGUCCUCAGCCCUUGUCAGAGGGAAGUGUGUGCUUAUCUCUCGCCUGCGAUUUGAGGUCGAUAUUGGGUAUUCUGCAGAAGUGAUUGAGGUGUUCAAAAAGAUGGAUUCCAGAAAUUAUGAUAUGAAUACCAGAAAGUGGAAUUUCCUGCUGGAGGAUUACCCCAAACUAAUGCAAGUGUUACUGAGCCUCGUGUCUGUAGAAGUGGAGCCACUGCCCGAAGCAAUAAUUAAGACCUUUGCUGCUCAACUGCAGAGAUCUCCAUCACUGACAGACAUUCCUGAUGCUGACCUUUCAGUAGUGGACUCCAAAAUUGUGACAAGCCUCAUGCCCUUUCAGCGGGAAGGUGUGAAUUUUGCUAUCUCCAGGAACGGGCGUUUGCUCCUCGCGGAUGACAUGGGCCUGGGCAAGACCAUCCAGGCCAUCUGCAUUGCUGCCUAUUACCAGCAGGAAUGGCCCUUGCUGGUGGUCACUCCUUCUUCUGUGAGGUUUACAUGGGCAGAGGCAUUUCACAGGUGGCUUCCAUCCUUGAGUCCAGGAAGCACCAAUGUCAUAGUGAGUGGAAAAGACAGCCUCACAGGAAGCUUGAUCAACAUCAUCAGUUUUGAUCUCCUCAGCAGGAUGGACAAGCAACUUAAGAGCACAUUCCAAGUAGUUAUUGUUGAUGAAUCUCAUUUCCUGAAGAACACAAAAACUGCACGCUGCCAAGCUGCCAUGCCUCUACUCAAGGCUGCCAAGAGAGUGAUCCUGCUUUCGGGAACGCCAGCCGUGUCGCGGCCCGCGGAGCUCUACACGCAGAUCGCCGCUGUGCAGCCGAGCUUCUUCCCGCAGUUCCACUCCUUCGGGCUGCGCUACUGCGAUGCCAGGAAGAUGCCAUGGGGUUGGGACUAUUCUGGAUCAUCCAACUUAACUGAACUGAAAAUUUUGCUGGAAGAGUCCAUCAUGAUCCGACGUCUGAAAUCAGAUGUGCUUUCCCAGCUUCCAGCAAAGCAACGCAAAAUGGUUGUGGUGGCUCCUGAACGCAUUAGUGCAAAGACCAAAGCUGCCUUGGCAGCUGAAGCAAAGAAGAUGGCCAAAGGAUAUGACAGUAAACAACAGGAGAAGGAAGCUCUUCUCGUCUACUUCAGCAGAACAGCAGAAGCUAAAAUCCACUCAGUCGUAGAGUACAUCCUGGAGUUACUGGAAAGCGGGAAUAAUAAAUUCCUGGUGUUUGCUCAUCACAAGAUAAUGCUGGAUGCAGUAGUUGCAGAGCUGAAGAAGAAACAUGUCGAGCACAUUCGCAUCGACGGCUCCACAUCUUCAGCUGAGCGGCAGUCUCUGUGCCAGAAGUUCCAGUUCUCAGAGAAGCAGGCUGUGGCUGUCCUUUCCCUCACUGCUGCAAACAUGGGCCUGACAUUGUCUGCUGCAGAUCUGGUGGUGUUUGCAGAGCUCUUCUGGAACCCAGGGAUUUUGAUCCAAGCAGAAGAUCGGGCACACCGAAUUGGACAGACCAGCUCUGUUAAUGUUCACUACCUGGUGGCUAAAGGCACAGCAGAUGACUACCUAUGGCCAAUGAUUCAGGAGAAGAUCAAAGUGCUGGGUGAAGCUGGUCUUUCAGAAACCAAUUUCUCUGAAACAGCUGAGUCAACUAAUUACUGUCCUAAGCCAGAUCCAAAGCAGAAGACUAUCUAUGACCUUUUCCAGACGACCUUCUCUGAGAGCAGAGAUGAUGCUGAUGAUGUUUUGUUUUUGGAGGCAGCUGAUGCUGGCUGUGAGUUUGACUCUGGCAGUGCCUUGCAAGACAGAGAAGCAGAGACAUGUUCAGUGAGUCCCAAAAAAAAGCGGCGUAUUGAGGAAGUGUGAAUGGUCACAGCUAAAAAUAGCAGCUAAGACAUAUAUUUUUUUUAUUAAAAAGAAAAACCAAA